AUGACGAUCACUAAUUGUUUCCAACAAAACUUGGAAGCAGAGCUCUUAACAGCAGACUUCCUUCAAUAUUAUUAUUAUUCCGAGUAUAAUAUUAAUUCCAACUUUUCCAACAGCUUUGUUGAUGAAUAUCAUUCAUGGUAUGACCCCUACGAUCUUCUAAACCUUGAAAAUCAUGAUCAUGAUACUACUACUGAUGAUCAUCUUCUUCUCCCACAUAAUAGUUUCUCUCUCACUGCCCCUGAUUUCAAUCCCUACCCCAACCCGAAACGCCAAAAAUGUUUCCAAGAUUGCUUCUUCCCGGAUUUUACUCUCUCUAAUGGGUUUGUUCCAAAUUUGUGUCCGCUACCCUCGUUGGUGCCUGUCCCCAAGUUUUUUGCUACUCCACUUCCCAAAUUCGAUCAACUUCCGGAGGGUUUAACUAAUAGCACAGGAGCAAACAUUGAUCCUGGACACGAGAGUAUAACUAAUGCUGCUAAUAAGAAAAAAGUGGGUGAAAAAUGUGUGUCGGCGCAGAGUAUAGCGGCUAGAGAGAGGAGGAGGAAGAUCACAGAGAAGACUCAAGAGCUAGGGAAGCUUGUUCCCGGAGGAAGUAAGAUGAACACAGCUGAGAUGCUCACCUGCUGCUUACAACUAUGUCAAGAAUUGAAAGAAGCCCCUCCCAUUGAAGAGCUGCAAGUAGUUGCAUCUCCUGUUCUUCAAGAGAAGCUAUAUUUGGAGAAUAACUGCCUGGUCCCAAAGAAGUUUGUGGCGAUACUAGCAAAACACUUUGAUGCUCAAUCAAAGCCUUCAUUCUCCAACAAUCUCAACCAACUGCUCACAUCUACUACUUGA
Molecule: messenger RNA, 831 nt
Organism: Pyrus x bretschneideri (Chinese white pear)
Lineage: Eukaryota; Viridiplantae; Streptophyta; Magnoliopsida; Rosales; Rosaceae
Product: transcription factor bHLH53-like
Exons: 2
Coding region: 1-831 (276 amino acids)
Biological process (GO): regulation of DNA-templated transcription
Molecular function (GO): protein dimerization activity; DNA-binding transcription factor activity
Source: RefSeq, a predicted model, not a curated record